AUGUGGUGCAGCGUGCCGAAAAUCCUUUUGGGAUUGCUGUCAAUUGGGGCAUGGAUCGACGGUGUCGAAGCCUUCUCUUGGGGAGGUGUCGAAAGGAGAGCAGACACCCCCCGGUCUGUGGAGGAACAUUUGGUCAACCCCUCGGUUGUAGUUCACGACGCAUCACGCUUGCCGAAUGUCUACGCCGUCGCCAUGCAGGAGCUCCAAGAACUCGAGUCGGAACCUCUCUGCCAUCGAAUCGCUGCUCGACUCCUGGUCAACAAUUGCCAGCUGUUGGAAGGCAAAGACGACGCCACCGUUCUCACCGACAGCGGCAGACAAAUUCGUGACUUUGUGGACUCCUAUGCCGCCAGUCUUGCUAUCUGUGAUCUGGAGAGAGGCAGUUUCGUCAUUCCGUCUGGAUGUGCGCCGUUCAGAGAACGUGCUCUAGCUAAUCUACCGACCUCCAAAGUUGCUCAGCUUCACGUCUCACCUCGGCAGAUAGAUUCGUGUCUCUCGGGGUUAGCCAAGUCCGACUCUGCGUGGAACACUUGGGUGAGCUACCGUCAUAAGGCUCUCAGAUUCUGCGAGGCUGCUCGCGUAGAUAAUGACAAAGCACAGAGCAUUCGUCUAUAUCAACGUCUCACCGAAGUACUCUCCAAACUGUCUGAGGGAGUUGAACAAGAGCUUGAAGCCCACCUACAUGCGAUCAAUCUGAGAGCAGCCGAGACUACAGAGCAGCUCCGCCAAAUGAACCCAGACAUCGAUCAGUUGCGAAACAGCUUACAAGACCUGGACAGAUUUGUUUCUCAGGACGUGAUGCAGAUAGUACAGGCAUCUAAUUCUGCGAUGCGAGGCGGCCUCGAGGAUGCCCAGAACCUGCAACAGCUGCUGACGGUGCUCCUCAAAACGGUCCUUAGCAGCAACGCCGAGGUUGCAGCAUCGCAUGAUCUGGCACUGACAGACUUCAAAGAACGAACUGGGAAUGAGGUCGCGGCGGUCAUGGCUGCUCUCGCAACAGCUAUAGCAUCGUCUACAUCCCUUCAUGGCCAGUUGGAACUAUCCCACAUUCGAGCUAUUGAAUUAUCUGAUCGGCAAGAUAGUCUUGAGAAGGGAUUGGAGAAACUAUUAGACAUUACCGAUGACAUUUCCUCGAAAUACGAAUCCCACUCUGAUAAGCUUUCACACGUGAACCAGAUUUCAGAAGACCUGCUGGAUACACUUGACAAUAUGGCUUCAUCGACAUCAGAAGUUCGCGGUUCUUUCCAUCGACCGGGUUGGACAAGUUGGAUGCCAUAUGUGGCGUGCCCAGCCGCGUCUUUGCUCAUGGGAUCUUACGGUCUUCCGCCAUCAGCAGUGAGAAACCUCGGGCUCAUUGCGCUCGGCGAACUCGCUGGCUUUGUCGUCGCGCCAGAGGAGAACUUCACCAAGGCAGAGACUUACAUCCGCACUGCCGUUUCCAAGGGCUGUUCGCUAGCCGUGCUGCCCGAGUACCAUCUUACAUCAUGGGUCCCCGACCACCCUCAGUUCGUAUCCGCCUGCGCGCAGUCCUGGACGUACCUUGAACGAUAUCAGGCCCUGGCCAAGGAACUAGGCGUGUCCAUCGUGCCGGGGACCAUUGUGGAGCCGGACGGCGAGGAGGGGGCAGACGACCUGGACCUUUUGAACGUUGCAUAUUUCAUCGGUCCCGACGGCGCCGUGCUGGGGCGGUACCAGAAGAAGAACCUGUGGCACAACGAGAGGCCACACCUGACAAAGGGCCCCGAACCGCACGGCGCUUUUGAUACGCCGCUGGGGCGGGCAGGCAUGCUGGUGUGCUGGGACCUGGCGUUCCCCGAGGCAUUUAGGGAGCUCAUCCGCGACGGGGCGAGGAUCAUUGUCUGUCCCGCCUUUUGGCUCGCCGACGAGUACAAGCGCGACAACGGGGCGGGGAACGGCGCGACAGAGGUGGUGAACCGGGACUCGGAGCGGGUUUUCUUGGAGAACGUCAUGGUGACGAGGGCGUUUGAGAACACGGCGGCCGUGGUCCUCGUCAACGCGGGCGGGCCCGCGGGCGGAGGCGGGGUGGAGGUUCGGGAGGAGGGCGGGGCCAGGGUCCGGUACUGCGGCGUCAGUCAGGUUGCGAUGCCGCUUGUCGGCGCGCUUGGAAAGCUGGGUGCCGAGGAGGCGAUGGAGAUUGUCGAGGUCGACUUGGGGCUGUUGGAUGUUGCUGAGGGGGCGUAUAAGGUGAGGGAGGAUAUGAGGAAAGAAGGGUGGCAUUAUGGGUACUCGAUUGUGAAGGAAUAAGGCGACGAUCUCAAGACGACAGUGUACGGUUCACAGGACAUUUAAUAUAGAUGGCAGAGAUAUAUUGGCUCAAGAUGUGGUCAUGAUGAAUGGUUUUGGUUGCAAAAAGUCUGGUACUAAUGGCAC
Colletotrichum scovillei is the source of this 2391-nucleotide messenger RNA. RefSeq lists its product as uncharacterized. The coding region runs from base 1 to 2265 and encodes 754 amino acids. Lineage: Eukaryota; Fungi; Ascomycota; Sordariomycetes; Glomerellales; Glomerellaceae. The transcript is spliced from 7 exons. Gene Ontology annotation, biological process: karyogamy involved in conjugation with cellular fusion; nuclear membrane fusion involved in karyogamy. Gene Ontology annotation, cellular component: endoplasmic reticulum membrane. The record is from RefSeq and is a predicted model, not a curated record.